AAUUAGUCUCCCUUUUCAGUACGAUCAAACUCAACCACUGCAUACACAUUCUUUUCCAUGGCUGCUCAAACCUCUCAAUCAUCUUCCCAACUUCUCAAACCUCUCUCAUAUGACUACGACGUCUUCUUGAGUUUUGUAGUUGAAGACACUAACAAGGACUUCACUCGUCGCCUUCGCGCUGCCUUGAAGAGAGCCCGAAUUCCCACCUUACCAAAUGAUCAGGAGCCGCAUCCAGUUGGAGGGGAGAACAUCUUCACUGCAGACCUCAACAUGAUUCGAAGUUCAAGAAUUGCCAUUGUAUUUUUUUCUAAAGGCUAUGCUUCUUCCAGUAGGUGUCUUGAUGAGCUUGUGGAGAUCGUGCACUGUAAGAAUACCAAAGGCCAGGCUCUUGUUCCCAUAUUUUAUCAUAUGGAUCCCUCGGAUAUCCAAAAAGAGACUGGAACUUUUUGGGAAGCAUUUGUUAGGCAAGAAGAGCAAUUUUGGACUGAUACGAAGAGAGUGCAGAGAUGGAGAGCAGCUCUUACUGAAGCUGCGCAUGCUUCCGGCUUGGUAGUACUCGAGGAUGAAUUUGCAAAUCGGCAAGAAGAGGAAUUUUGGACCGAUAUGAAGAGAUUGCCGAGACUACGGAGAUCAGUUGUCAAUGAAACUGCGGGCUGGGUACUCGGGACAAAAUAUGCAACUGGGCAAGAAGAGGAAUUUCGGACCGAUAUGAAGAGAUUGCCGAGACGGGGAUCAGCUCUCACUGAAGCUGCGAGCCGGGUACUCAAGAAAAAAUAUGCAACUGGGUCUGAAAAAAUCGAUAAGAUUGUUGAAGAAGUUUUGGAUUUAAUGAAAGUUCUCCAAGACUCGGAAUGUAUGGAUUCUCGUGUUAAAAUGAUUAAAGAUUUAAAUCUUGAAACAAGUAACAUUUGCAUUGUGGGCAUGUCUUGGAUGGGAGGAAAAGUUAACACAACCUUGGCAAAAGUUGUCUAUAAUGAAAUAUGCGGUGGAUUUGAAGGAAGUAGUUUUAUUUCAAACAUCAGCGAAAUUUCAAGAGAUUCCAAAUAUGGUUUGGUCCAUUUACAAAAACAACUUCUUUAUGAUAUCUUGAAAAUGAAGAAUAUUCCCAGUAUUAAUAAUGUUGAUGAAGGAAUCAAUUUGAUUGAGGAAACAAUUCAGGGCAAAAGAGUUCUUAUUGUUCUUGAUUGUGUGGAUGACUUGAAACAACUAAACGCAUUAGUUGGAAACUCCAUAUGUUUUGGUCCGGGAAGUAGAGUGAUAGUAACAUCGAAAGGUGAGAAGUUGCUAACUGAACUUGAAGCACAUGGAAAAUAUGAGGUUCAAGGUUUGCAAUAUUGGAAUUCCCUUAAACUUUUCAGUUGGCGUGCCUCCAUGAUGGGCCAUGAUUACAAGGUCAAGUUCAAUCCCCAAGUCAACGUUUACAACUAUAAGCAAUUGGAUAUGGCUGGAGAAGGAAGUGAAAAACAAAUGACUUCGGAGCCUAAAGCAGUGGUGUUUGGCGUUGAAGCAGUUGAGAUAACAUCUAAUUUUGAUGUUUUAAAAAAACUGAACUUAUCCUGGACCAAUAUCAAGUCUUUGCCAGAGUCCAUUGUUAGAUUGGUUAACCUCAAACAGCUUGAAGUUCUUGAUCUUGAACGGACAGCGAUUAGGGAUUUACCUAAGAAUCCAAGGUGGCCCAUGCUCUUAGAGCUUUUCCUUCACAAUAAUAAGGAAUUGAGAAAUAUCCCUCCCUUAUUUUUCGAUUACAUGACUGCUCUCCAAACCCUGAACUUAUCCAGAACCUGUAUCUCGUCUUUGCCGAAAUCCAUUGUCAAUUUGGCCAGCCUCAAAAGACUGAUUUUAAGAAACUGUCAUGAUUUCAAAAAGUUUUCGCCCGAAGUUGGAGAACUCAAAGAGCUUGAAGUUCUUGAUCUUGAAGGGACAAAGAUUUGGGAUUUACCUGAGAAUCCAAAGUGGCCUAGGCUCUUACAACUUGUCCUUCACUAUAAUAAGGAAUUGAGAAAGAUCCCUCCCUUAUUUUUCGAUUACAUGACUGCUCUCCAAACCCUGGACUUAUCCGGAACCGGUAUCUCGUCUUUGCCUGAGUCCAUUGUCAAUUUGGCCAGCCUCAAAAGACUGAUUUUAAGAAACUGUCAUGAUUUCAAAAAGUUGUCGCCCAAAGUUGGAGAACUCAAAGAGCUUGAAGUUCUUGAUCUUGAAGGGACAAUGAUUUGGGAUUUACCUGAGAAUCCAAAGUGGCCUAGGCUCUUACAACUUGUCCUUCACUAUAAUAAGGAAUUGAGAAAGAUCCCUCCCUUAUUUUUCAAUUACAUGACUGCUCUCCAAACCCUGGACUUAUCCGGAACCGGUAUCUCGUCUUUGCCUGAGUCCAUUGUCAAUUUGGCCAGCCUCAAAAGACUGAUUUUAAGAAACUGUCAUGAUUUCAACAAGUUGUCGCAUGAAGUUGGAGAACUCGAAGAGCUUCAAGUUCUUGAUAUUGAAGGGACAGAGAUUUGGGAUUUACCUGAGAAUCCAAGGUGGCCCAUGCUCUUACAAUUUGUCCUUCACAAUAAUAAAAAAUUUAGAAAGAUCCCUCCCUUAUUUUUCAAUUACAUGACUGCUCUCCAAACCCUGGACUUAUCCGAAACCGGUAUCUCGUCUUUGCCCGAGUCCGUUGUCAAAUUGGUCAGCCUCAAAAGACUGAUUUUAAGUCGUUGUGAUAAUUUCAAAGAGUUGUCGCCCGAAGUUGGAGAACUCAAAGAGCUUGAAGUUCUUGAUCUUGAAGGGACAGAGAUUAGGGUUUUACCUAAGAAUCCAAGGUGGCCCAUGCUCUUAGAGCUUUUCCUUCACAAUAAUAAGGAAUUGAGAAAGAUCCCUCCCUUAUUUUUCGAUUACAUGACUGCUCUCCAAACCCUGAACUUAUCUAAGACCGGUGUCAGGUCCUUGCCAGAGUCUGUUGUUAGAUUGGUCAGUCUCAAAAGACUGUUCUUAAGUUACUGUCAUCGUUUCAUGAGGUUGUCGCCCAAAGUUGGAGAACUCGAACAGCUUGAAGUUCUUGAUCUUGAAGGGACAGAGAUUAUGGAUUUACCUAAGGAGAUUAUGAAGUUAACUAAUCUCACAUGCUUGAAAUUUUCAAUUUAUGGAUAUAUGGGUGAUGGUAGCAGUGCCAUGCAAUCAGAUGCACCGGUUCCUCGUAAUGUAAUUUCGGCACUGUCUCUCUUAGAGGAGUUAAAGAUCAGUGUGAAUCCAGAAGACAAACAGUGCAGUGAAAUGGUGAUCAAAUUUGUUAUUAUUAAUGAAGUAUGUCGCUUGGUGAAUUUGAAGACUCUUCAUUUUUAUUUUCCAAGGGUGGACCUUCUGAAGCACUUUAUAUUGAAGAGCGCAAUGUGGAAGCAUCCAUCAGAACUGUUACAUUUCAGAUUUACUGUUGGCCAUCAUGUCAAGCGCAUUAUGCCUCGACUCCCUCGCGAAGCUGAGCUUGAGUUGGAAAAAUGGGAGAGAUGUUUGAAAUACACAAAUGGUGUGACUGUUCCUAGCGAGAUUCAGAAGGUACUCCGAUAUUCAAAUGCAUUUUUUUUGGAACAGCAUGGAAGUGUUAGGAAGCUCUCAGAUUUUGGGAUUGGAAAUAUCGAGCAACUAAAAUGUUGUGUUGUGGGGGAAUGUAAUGAGGUUGAAGUUAUUAUGGAUGAAGCAUCUGGUCUUGGAUCACUUGAAUACUUGUGUAUCUAUUAUAUGAAGAAUCUAAGGAGCAUAUGGAAGGGGCCGGUAGAAACAAAGUGUUUCUCUAGUCUGAGGUACUUGACAUUGCGCACAUGUCCCCAAUUGACCACUAUUUUCCCAAAAGUUGUAGUUGAUCACCUCCGGAAUUUAGAAGAGCUUACAGUGGAUGACUGCCCCUCCAUCACAACCAUAGUAAGUUGUGAACUGUAUCUUGCGAAUCGAACCGAUGAUCAAUUUCUCCCGCAAUUGAGGAGGAUGUCGCUUCAUUACGUGCCUGAAUUAAUUAGCAUCUCUAGUGGUUUAAAAAUUGCACGGUAUUUAGAAUGGCUGAGUUUCUAUAAUUGUCCAAAUCUUAAGAAACUGUGGAAUGCUGAAGAAUCUAGGAAAUAUUUAGAGCAUAUCGAGGGUGAGAGGAGUUGGUGGGAAGCACUGGAGUGGGGAAGUGGCCGUCCGAGUCAUUUGGAUGAGAUUUUUGUUCCAAUCAACAUACUGGACUGCUAAGUGCUUGAAGCAAUUAUGGCAAAGGGCACCUUCAAGCGUUCUGCUGAGAACUUGGUUCUCAUUCGUGUUUGGAAUCUGCAUAAGAAAAUUCUGGUGUGAUGUAGUUUCUCCUGUUUUUGUUUGAGUCGUUUUGUUGGGUUUAGUUGCUCUGGGUUUGCUACUGUUAUGUAACUGUAUGUGGUUAUUUCUCCCUGUUUGGGUGGAUUUUGUACCAGUUUUUACUGGAGUGUUUGUGUUGCUUGUGUUUGGUUAUAAAGUUUUCUUUCAUCCAAAAAAAAAAAAAAAAAAGGUGCUUGAAAUUUUCCCUAAUGGUAAUUAGUCUGUG
Messenger RNA from Alnus glutinosa, 4525 nucleotides. Its product is annotated as disease resistance protein RPV1-like. Bases 58 to 4200 code for a protein of 1380 amino acids. The record is from RefSeq and is a predicted model, not a curated record. NCBI's taxonomy places the organism in Eukaryota, Viridiplantae, Streptophyta, Magnoliopsida, Fagales, Betulaceae. Gene Ontology annotation, biological process: signal transduction. The transcript has 5 exons. Gene Ontology annotation, molecular function: ADP binding; protein binding.